This is a messenger RNA of Phytophthora nicotianae INRA-310, 1887 nucleotides long. RefSeq lists its product as hypothetical. The record is from RefSeq and is a predicted model, not a curated record. Bases 1 to 1887 code for a protein of 628 amino acids. The transcript has 4 exons. Lineage: Eukaryota; Oomycota; Peronosporomycetes; Peronosporales; Peronosporaceae. Gene Ontology annotation, molecular function: nucleic acid binding; RNA-DNA hybrid ribonuclease activity.
AUGCCGGUAACAUUCACCAGUCGUACGCUGAAGCCCAACGAACUCAACUACGGCAUGGUCGAGAAAGAAAUUCUGGCUCUUCUCCGGAUCCUGGACGUGUGCUACUCCACGCUGGUCACGAGGCCGAUUAAGGUUUUAACGCGGCACUCCACUCUAGCUUGGCUGAUGCGAUCUACAGGACUCCAAGGCCGACUGGGCAACUGGGCGGCGCUGCUAUCCCACUGGACGCUCGAGAUUGUCAAGUGUACGCGCGGCGAAGAUGAGAUCCUGGGUACGAUUGCGGCGAGCAUCACGCCCCGGGAAAGUGUCGACUCGACCUUGUCGUCUAUCGCGCCGUGGAAGCAGCCACGUCAGCUGAUUCCGGCGGUGCUACCAACGGUUGAACAAGGCAAAGAACUGUUAGUCGUGAGUUUCGAUGGAUCGGCACGAGUCAAACGAGGCGGUGGAGCGUGUAGCACUAUAGUCUGGAAGUUACCUGAGUGGAUCGUAAUCGCAGCAGAACCGAAGUACUUGCCUGACCUAAUGGUGAAUGAGGUGGAGUAUCAGGGCCUGUUGUUAGGCUUCGAUCUACUCUCCAGCUUGGACUGGGUACGCCUGAUCAUCUGCGGGGGCUCCAACUUGGUGAUACGGCAGAUGCGAAGCGAGAUCGAGUGCAAGGCAUCAGGCCUGACGACUCUUCGUCGACGGGCAUUAGAUCGGCUGAGAACGUUGCCGGCCCACGAGUUCCUACACGUUAAGCGAGACUGGAACCAAAGCGCGGACAGGUUAGACACUGCAUUACACCAGCAAGAAGGCACAGCGGUUACCUCGAAGGCGGACUGCGACGAUUUGGUUGUCCUGAACCAGCUCCAGGAGCUCCUACUCCCGAAGGACGACGGGUCUGUCCCCUGGAUGGCCGCGACGACCCGAUCGCGAGCACGUUUGAAGAACUCGGCAGGGGUGCUACAGCUAGAUGUGGUACAACGCGUCAGGAUGGAUCGAAUACUACGAGCGCAGAACGAAGAGAAGUGGAUCGUAAACCUCAAGCCGUAUCUGCCAGGCGACUUGGAGAAGCUAGAUGCUAGUGAGGCACGAGCUUGCUCUGUAAUGCAUGGGGGAACACUGGAGCAUGAGAACUUUCCCCACCUCACGCGUAUCGAGUGGGAAGCUCUCCAUCGACUCGCCGAAACCUCCGGCGAGUUCGUCGUCGUGUCGCUGCUGAGUUCAGCGACCCCGGAGCAGCAGCGUCAAGCUGCACAAGAGUUCAUGGAGCGCGAGCUCGCCAGCGCACGGCGGCGAGUGUCAACUCCCUCGCGCUUCAUGAAGAAUGAUAUCGACAUCGUGAUCGACUCGAGAUUACUCGAGUCGGAGUCCGCAAAAGUGAACUUCCUACUCUCGCGGUUGAGUGGGAAGGCAAAGGAGUGGGCCCUCGGUAAGCUGGUUACUUCCACAGCGACGUUUCUAACGUUAAAGGCUCUUCAAGACGACCUUCGACGGGCGUUCGAGCCGCCCCAGGACGAGUCGAGAACGCGCGCGGCGUUCUUUUCCCUGAAACAGGGGAAAAUGCCGAUGCGUGACUAUGUCCAGAAAUGUCGUCACCUAGUGUCGUGCAUCACCACCAAUCCGAUCGAUGAUGCAUCACAGAUUCACGUGUUUGUCUUCGGCAUGCGCGAGGGCAUGACUAGAUACCGCCUAACGCGAACAGAGCCGAAGACCCUCGAGGAAGCCUUCGCCAUCGCACUGCGUGAGGAUUUUACUGUGUCAUCAUCGUACGGCAAGGUGCUGUCGGAGGAGGCUCGGGUGUCGGAUCCCGAGCCUACGGAGAUUGAUGCAAUCGAGGCGUCAUCACGCGGUGGUGGUUAUCCGGUCAUCGUGCAGCAGUGUGUCGCGCACCUGCCCCUGCCUUAG